Scheffersomyces stipitis CBS 6054 is the source of this 1083-nucleotide messenger RNA. It is a transcript of the gene DAO1, whose product is annotated as Dao1p. Bases 1 to 1083 code for a protein of 360 amino acids. The record is from RefSeq and is a predicted model, not a curated record. Lineage: Eukaryota; Fungi; Ascomycota; Pichiomycetes; Serinales; Debaryomycetaceae. The transcript has a single exon. Gene Ontology annotation, molecular function: FAD binding; D-amino-acid oxidase activity.
AUGACGUCAAAGGUUGUAGUUGUAGGCGCUGGUGUCAUUGGCUUGACAACAGCCUUACAGCUCAAACGAGCCAAUCCCGAUUACUCGAUCUCCAUUGUUGCUCACCAUUUGCCAGGAGACUUAGAUAUUGAAUACACUUCUCCAUUUGCGGGAGCGAAUUGGCACUCAUUUGCCAGCAAAAAUGACAGAGAACUUCAGGAACUAGAUAAACCUGGCUACUGGAAGUUUUUGGAGCUCUCCAAUGAGCCGAGAUCCGGUGUCUGGAUAACUACCAACAAGUCCUAUGUUACCGAAGUUGAAUUCAACUCUAAAGGAAGGGACCCUGCCAAAUUUGUUCCCUGGUUCAAGAACUUCGUUAAGAAUUUCAAAACUAUUGAAAAUUCUUCAGAACUACCUGAUGGUAUAGCCUUUGGGUAUUCGUUCGAUGGUGUAGUCAUCUCUGUGCCUAUCUACUUGAACUAUUUGCUUCAGGAGAAUCUUGGGGCUGGAAACUCUGUGAGAAGAAUCCUGAAAAUUUCUAAUAUCCAUGAAGCUAGGGACCUUCACUCUUCAGGAGCCAAAGCAGAUAUUGUAGUCAAUGCCACAGGUGGUUUGGCCAAUCGUAUCGUUGGUUUCAAAGACGAUAAACGUAAUUUCCCAGUCCGGGGACAAGUUCUUCUUGUCAGAAAUAAUGCAAAAUGUGAAGUUAGUGUAGAGGGAUUUCCUGAAUUGGACAAUGAAAUGUUGUAUCUCAUGCCUCGAAAGGAAGGUGGCUGUAUUAUUGGAGGUUGUUUCCUUGAGAAUUUCGCCAGUACUGAUGUGGAUGAACAAUUGACUAAGAGAAUUAUCGAUAGGGCCCUCAAGUAUGUGCCAGAGAUUGUAGAUCCUUCUUACAAGAACAAUCCCCCCAAAGUUGAUAUUGUGAGGACUCAGGUAGGUUUACGUCCCUUUAGAGAGGGAGGUGCCAGAAUUGAGCAAGAUAGCGAUAAUGGUUGGCUAUUCCAUAACUACGGAGCUGGAGGAGGAGGAUACCAAGGAAGCUAUGGAAUGAGUUCAAAACUUGUUGAAUUAAUACAGAAACAUGUGGGCAAUAGCAAGUUCUAG